Molecule: messenger RNA, 3786 nt
Organism: Echinops telfairi (small Madagascar hedgehog)
Lineage: Eukaryota; Metazoa; Chordata; Mammalia; Afrosoricida; Tenrecidae
Gene: MANSC1
Product: MANSC domain containing 1
Exons: 4
Coding region: 168-1457 (429 amino acids)
Source: RefSeq, a predicted model, not a curated record
GAGGGGUGGGAAGCCUUGCGCGGGCGGCGAGCGCGAAGCCGCCUUAAAGAACCAGAGCCUCCGGAAAGGAAAAGAGAUCCCAUUAUCUGGCAACCUUGGAAGAAACUCAGACCAGGCGAAUGAUCAUACAUUGACCUUUGAGGAUUAAGACUAACCUGAAAUUUAAAAUGUUUCUCAGGGAAGAACAAAGCCUGAUUUUCCUAAUAAUGUGUUUCCUGACACUAAGGCUGUCUGCCAGUCAGUAUUGCCCAGUGAAGAGUCUGGAAGAUGUUGUCAUCGACAUCCAGUCCUCUCUUUCUAAGGGAAUCAGAGGCAAUGAGCCCAUCCACACACUGACUCAAGAAGACUGUGUUAAUUCAUGCUGUUCAACAAAAAACAUAUCAGGAAACAAAGCAUGUAACCUGGUGAUCUUCGACACUCGCAAAACAAUUAGACAACCCAACUGCUACCUGUUUUUCUGUCCCAGCGAGGAAGCCUGCCCCCUGAAACCGGCAAAAGGACUCAUGAGUUACAGGGUAAUCAGAGAUUUUCCAUCUUUGACCAGCACCGACUCGUCGCGUCAAGACCUAACCCAAGAAGAAUCUCUCUUCCACGGCCGGCCCUCACAAGCUGCCGCUCCCACAGCCACUCGCUCGCCAGGUCACGCACAGCGCACGGAGGCCAUCGGAAGAGAUGCGCUCUCGCAGACGCCUGCGUCCUCUGAUCGCUUGCAGAAAGGACUCCAGCUUAAGCCACCGAGGACACGGUUCCCUGUUUACAAAGAGGAAAGCCAAUCUCAGAGUUCCCCGUUAACCCCCAAACAGAAAAUAGCCCACCUGCUGCUUGAAAAUGGGACGCUGGCCCCUAAGACAGCAGCGGCUGUUUCUCCCCAGACCAUCCUGGUUUCUCUGAAGCCCACAGUUCUUCAGCCCACCCAUUCAUCAGGGGUACCUGCUGCGACUUCCCAACCACAGGCGGCCACCACAGCACCGCCCGUCACAACCAUGACCUCUCAGCCCCCCACAGCCCUUGUUUCUACCAGUUUGACACGAGCUGUAAUUACACUCCUGGCUAAUCUGACUACAGGUCUGACAACCACCGUCCAGGCACCUCCAGGCUUGAACAGCACUCUGGAAAUGGUGCCCUCUGAAGAAACCUCUACCCUCACCUUGAACCCAGGGGAUGCUCGCAACCUUGAGACCCACCCUUUCUCCAAUGUGGAACCCUCUGUGGCAAAUAAGACUGCUUCCCAGGAGACGGGGGAGGCCGGCCCAGGCAGGUCUUCUCCGAGCAAGGUUUCAGAAAGCCAGCAUGGUCUUCCCUUUGAAAAGUGGCUCCUCAUUGGGACCCUGCUCUCUGGUGUCCUGUUCCUGGUGAUAGGCCUGGUCCUCUUGGGUAGAAUGCUCGCAGCCUCCCUCCACAGAACGCGUUACUCAAGACUAGAUUAUUUGAUCAACGGGAUCUAUGUUGGCAUCUAAGGGUGAAGCUAGAGGUCUCUUAACUCACUUAGUACCUAAUAACGCAAGUGCUAACUCCCUGAUAACCCACUGACCUUAGCAGGAGGUUGUGUCUUGUCGGUGGGACAAGUCCCCCUCCCGCUUUCUUUUCAUGUAUGUUUUGAGGAAGAAGGAGGGAAAGAAGCAGUGAGAUCACGGAGGACCUGUCUGAACUAGCAGCUGACAGCAGCUCUCCCCAGAGAAGAGUGAAUGGCCACGGAAAGGGAGUAGCGCCACUGGUCACAUGUUAGGCGAGUGGUUAUGAUUUCAAGGCUUGUUAAUGUUUCUGGUUCCAGAUAAAGCCAGUUUCAUGAUAUUAGUUCUCAUGGAUCCACUUUCCUUUUAUAUGAAUUCCAGCAAAACUUGUUCCAGAUGUGUUUCCUUCCCAUUAAAUAGUUGAAUAAAUCUUUGGUUGCUCGGUAUUAUUCUUAUAGGUGACACAUCCAGCUGGAUGGCCCCUGUCUGUUCCCAUCAGCACAGUGAUAGCAUCACAGAACUAUGUGCUCCAGGCUCCAAUAACAAAUAGCCACCGCCCCCCACCCCUGCUCUUUUCCCAUCAGUGAGCCCAGAGGCUCCUUUGGGAGAAUUCUGAAAGGCUUCAAGCCCACGUGGAGACCACGCUCGUCGAUUCUGAUUGCCAAAUCCCUGUCAGACCUGUACCUGUUAACUUAAAAAAAAAAAAAGAGUAACAUAAUAUUACAUGGGCUGCUGAACUGAAAUAUCUAGCAUUGGCAAAUGCACUGGGGCAAAAGUGUACUCCGGUUCCCAGGGGCUCUCAGGAGGAGGGAAGGAGGCUUCAGGAGCCCAAAGUUUCUGCCUGGGCUUAGGAUAAGUGUUUGGAAAUGAAUCGUGCGAUGGUCACCCUCCCUGAGGAUUGGACGCAAUGUCAUUGAAUCGUGCACUUCAAAAGACCAGCCAACAGUUCCUUCCAAACAAAAAUGAAAAGAGGGCGGCAGGGGAACUAGAUGAACGGAAAUGGGAAAGCCAGAACUGAACCAUAGAAUGGCCAUGCUUGUGCAGAAUCUCUCCAGUGUGACCCGACAAUGUGCGGAGAAGUUGUUGAUCAGCCAAACUCAUUGCCGUCGAGUUGAUUCAGACUUAUAGCAGCCUCAGAGGACAGUGUGGAACUGCCCCUGUGGGGUUCCAAAACUAAGUCUUCACGGGACUAGGAAGCCUCGUCCUUGUGAUUAGCAGCCCAGCACAGCCAGCUGUGCCACCAGGGCUCCUUGAGAUUGUGGAAUGGUGACCCUAAAUGGCUUUGUAAACCAUCAACCACCUACAUAAAACCUUCUGCAUAUAUGAGCAUGAACCUAGAAUGGAAAGUCUGUGCUUGUACCGUGAUUUGGUGAAGUGGAACAGACAACAGAGCUAAUCUUGUGGGCUACAAGCAAUCUAGUUGUCAAAAAAAUUUUACAAUGCCAUAUUGGCUACAUAUUUUACCGCCAUCUUUUAAAAAAAAUGGCCAACUAAAACAAAAGUCAUGCAGACAUUUCCUAAAGGUGCCCCAAUGUAAAAAACAACACCUUGGCGGAACUUGACCAGCAGUCAAACUUAGCCUUUUUUUGGAACAUCAAUAAUAUACCCGAAACCAAAACCUCAUCACCCUACAGGACACCAGAGAACUGCCCCAUACUGUUUUCCAAAGACUGAAGUCAUCAAGCAAGCCGGUUGCCACACCAUUUGUCCAAUGAACUGGCUGUUAGCAGCCAAGUGCUUAACCACUGAGCCAUCAGAGCUCCUGAAUAAUGCCUAGAACCUAGACGUCUUGAAUGACUAGUAUCACAACGAGUCGGGAUUGACUGGGGGGGCAGUGAGUGCGAGAGCUACUGAGGUUUCUGGGAAAUACUUUCAAUAGGGCUUGUCAGACAAGUUAGAGAUGGGCAACUAAGAAUCUAGAAGGCUGCCAGGAACCCAUUUAGUAUCUUCCCUCUCUGGACUUGAGUUUCUUUUUCAACAAAGCUCAGAGUUGGGUCCCUCCCAGGUGUCAGCAGGGUUUUUGCAUGGAAAUGUGGAAUUCAGAUGAGAAGUUUCUCCAGUGAGCACUGGAGGGCGGCAGCUGGUUGUGAACCAGUACUGCAGUGAGCACGAAUGUAGAAACACAGAUCAGCGGCUUCUCUUCCCUCCUCAUCUCCUUCCCCCUCUCUGCCCUCCCCCACGGCUCCCCCUAUCUACACUAAGCUCAUAAAGCACAUUAAGAGGAAAGCCAGUCUAUUGAAAAUACAACUUUUCUACUACGUAAUAGCUUGACACAAAUCUUCAGGGAGUUUACAUAAGCUUUUUAGAUGGUUGAAUAAAUAAAACCUUGAAUCAA